This is a messenger RNA of Fundulus heteroclitus (mummichog), 900 nucleotides long. RefSeq names its product trypsin-3-like. Bases 1 to 840 code for a protein of 279 amino acids. Gene Ontology annotation, biological process: proteolysis. NCBI's taxonomy places the organism in Eukaryota, Metazoa, Chordata, Actinopteri, Cyprinodontiformes, Fundulidae. The transcript has 5 exons. Gene Ontology annotation, molecular function: serine-type endopeptidase activity. The record is from RefSeq and is a predicted model, not a curated record.
AUGAUCACAGGCUUCAAGCAGAAGGAGCAUCGGGCAGAUGGAAGUCUGGAAAGAGCCAAUGAGCUGGACACGUUCUUCAACAGGUUCAUGAAUUUUCUAUAUUGUAAAAAGUUGAAUCUUACCUUCGGAUCUCCAGUUGGCCUGGAAGAUGAUGAGAAGAUUGUUGGGGGGUAUGAGUGCCCGAGAAACUCUGUGCCCUAUCAAGUGUCGCUCUUCACUGGGUACAACUACUGUGGAGGGAUUCUCCUGUCUGAUGAGUGGGUGCUGUCGGCUGCACACUGCAAACCAAAGGCGAAUGUCGAGGUUCGGCUGGGAGAGCAUGACAUCUGGGAACCUGAACAUACUGAACAGCACAUCAUGUCUGCCACGUUCAUUCGCCACCCUGAUUACAAUCCUCGCACGCAAGACAGCGACAUCAUGCUGAUCAAGCUGAGUCAGCCUGUUGUUCUGAACGACUAUGUGCGCCCUGCCAUGCUUCCAUCCCAGUGUGCCAGUGCUGGGACGAUGUGCCAGAUAUCUGGAUGGGGGAAUAUUCGCCCCAGUGAUGAGGGCUCAAGGUACCCACACAAGCUGCAGUGCCUAGAAGUCCCUCUGUUGAGUGAUGACUCCUGCUUCAAUGCAUAUCCUUUUCAGAUCACUGAAAACAUGAUAUGUGCUGGAUAUCUUGAGGGGGGGAAGGAUUCCUGUCAGGGUGACUCUGGAGGUCCCAUGGUGUGUAAGGGAGAGCUCCAAGGAGUCGUGUCCUGGGGCCAUGGCUGUGCUCAGAGAAACAAGCCUGGAGUGUACACGAAAGUUUGUAAUUAUGUUUCCUGGAUCAAGACAACAAUGGCGUCUGGCUGAUGUGUAAAGCUGAAGACUUUACAUGUACACUGGAAAAAUGAGUAAAGACAAACAAUGGGA